This is a messenger RNA of Closterium sp. Yama58-4, 861 nucleotides long. NCBI's taxonomy places the organism in Eukaryota, Viridiplantae, Streptophyta, Zygnematophyceae, Desmidiales, Closteriaceae. The record is from the annotation of a GenBank genome assembly.
AUGGUGGAUCUCGCGCUCGCGUUGGCCGAAGAGCGCCACGUCAGCGAGGCGCUGAAGGUCGCGAAGCGCGCGCUGAAAGCCGGCGGCGGACAGUGGCUGCUGACGUGGCAGCUGCUUGCGCUGCUGCUGACGUGUCAGCAGCGAUUCAAGGACGCGGAAGACAUGUGCCGCGUGGGGGAAGCCGCCAUGAAGAAAGCGGGGGGCGCGGGGGGCGCAGGGGGAGGGGGAGCGGAUGGGGGGGAGAAAGGGGAGGGCGCAAGGGCAGCGCUGCUGGUGCUGCACGCUAAGGUGCACCUAGCAAGCGUUGGUGAGGCUGUGGAGAGCUUGAAACAAGCCAUGGCUGCUGUACAGUCACGACAGAAGCGAGGCGAUAUGGGCGGCUCAGUGACAGAGGCGGUGGUGUGGCAGGGCCUGGCGGAGGCGUAUCUGGCCGGCGGGCGGGCGGCGGAUGCCGACCUCUGUGUGGCCAAGUGUCAGACGCUGGACCCGUACUCUGCUGACACGUGGAUGGUGGCAGGCAUGCUAGAAGAGGCGAGAGGCUGCACCGAGGAGGCCCUUGCCUGCUACCGCAGUGCCCUGGCCAUUGACCAAUGGCACGCUGCCAGCAAGGCGCGGCUGGGAGCUCUGCUGCUGCGGAUGGGCGGGGAGUGGCUUCACAUGGCGCAGGUGUACCUGAGGGAGGUGGUAUCUGGUGAUGGGUUUGAUGCGCGUGCGUGGCAUGUGCUAGGAUUGGUGGAGAGGGGGCGGGGGGAUGUGGGUGCUGCUGCAGAGUGUUUCAGGCGAGCUAUGGAGGCAGAGGAAACGGCUCCUGCUGUGCCGUUUAAUACUCUUAGACCGAUCCUGCCGCAACUGCUGCUGUAA